AAUCCAACAUGGCCGCCUGGCGCCUCUUGUAGGGUCAGGUGACCUGAGCCGCCGCGCUGUCACGUGGCCCGUGCGAAGAGGCCACGUGGCUGACGGGCUGUAGCUGCUUUGAUCUCUGAUAACAGACUAUAUGUGUAUUUCACAUCCAGCAUGGCUGAGAAGAGGAGCACAGGUAGACAGUCACUCCUGCUGUUGCUGAUCAUUGCCGUGGCCUUUGCACAUUUAACUGUCUGUCCAUUUACAAAAGUAGAGGAGAGUUUCAACCUCCAAGCCAUCCAUGACAUUGUGUACCACAGACUGGACUUGGAGAAGUACGACCAUCAUGAAUUUCCUGGAGUUGUCCCAAGAACGUUUCUUGGACCAGUCUUUAUUGCUGCGCUUUCCAGCCCAGCUAUAUUCAUGCUGUCUAGAUUGCAAAUGUCCAAGUUUUACUCCCAACUGAUAGUCCGAGGAAGUCUGGGGCUUAGUGUGAUUUAUGCACUAUGGAAAUUAAAGAAAGAAGUUAAAAAGCAGUUUGGAUCAACUGUAUCGACGAUCUUCUGUCUAAUAACUGUUACUCAGUUUCAUCUAAUGUUUUAUUGCACUCGAACACUUCCCAAUAUGUUCGCACUUCCUAUUGUUCUCUUGGCACUUACAUCUUGGAUACAGCAAAAGCACGGACCAUUUAUUUGGUACUCAGCACUGGCAAUUAUUGUCUUUAGAUCAGAGCUCUGUAUCUUCUUAGGCCUCAUGCUUCUGGUGACAUUACUAAGUAAAAGAAUCUCCAUUUUAAAGAUGCUUUCCCAUGCUGUUGCUGCUGGCGUUGUUUGGUUGGGACUAACAGUUGCUGUGGAUUCUGUGUUUUGGAGGCAGCUUCUAUGGCCGGAGGGGAAAGUGCUUUGGUAUAAUAUAGUUUUAAAUAAAAGUUCAAACUGGGGAACUUCUCCCUUCUUGUGGUAUUUCUAUUCAGCCCUGCCUCGUGCUUUGGGAUGCAGCAUUAUAUUUGUGCCUCUAGGUGCAGCAGACAAAAGGACUCGGAUAUUAAUUCUACCAACGCUGGGUUUUAUUUUUUUGUAUUCCUUUCUCCCACAUAAAGAGCUGCGGUUUAUCAUAUACACUUUCCCUGUCUUCAACAUAGUGGCUGCCAAAGGCUGCACACGAAUUUUGCAUAACUACAAAAAAUCCUGGCUAUAUAAACUAGGAUCGCUGUUGGUUAUGACACAUCUCCUUAUUAAUGCUGCUUAUUCAGGAACAUCAUUAUAUGUUUCACAUUUCAACUACCCUGGAGGAGUUGCAAUACAGAAAUUACAUGAGUUAGUGCCUUCAACUGCAGAUGUCUCUGUCCAUAUUGAUGUGGCUGCUGCACAGACUGGAAUUUCUCGAUUUUUGGAAGUCAACUCAAAUUGGAGGUAUGACAAAAGGGAAGAUGUUAAACCUGGGGACCAGUUGAUGUUGUCUUAUACACACAUUCUAAUGGAAAUGGAUCCCAUUCAAAUAUCUCAUUACAAGACGACCCAUCGACCACUUGCACAUAUAUCAGGCAUCAGUAAAAUUAGGUUGAACUUUACCACACUACCUCCUUUUACUUUAAACUUAAAACCAAAAUUAAUACUGUUGGAAAAGUUUACUAGCUCUUCUUGACCAUAAAGAAGUUUUUUUGACAUAACUUUACUAAUAGCUUGAUAAUCUCCACAAUUGCAGUUUGCCUUUCUAACAAUGCAAUUCAGCAGCUGUGGAAAAGUACAAUCUUUGUAUUGAUUAACUUAUUUACCUAAACCUCUGCUUCUUACAUAAAUUACAGAAAGCUUUCCAGCAUUAUGUAAAUCCAAUCCACAUCAUGAUUGAGCUGUAUAUUGUAUGGAUCUUCUUUGAAACAUUUUCAAGGUCAGCAUUAUUAAAUAGAUUUGAUUUGA
This is a messenger RNA of Mauremys mutica (yellowpond turtle), 1892 nucleotides long. It is a transcript of the gene ALG12, whose product is annotated as ALG12 alpha-1,6-mannosyltransferase. Bases 151 to 1620 code for a protein of 489 amino acids. Gene Ontology annotation, biological process: protein N-linked glycosylation. Lineage: Eukaryota; Metazoa; Chordata; Testudines; Geoemydidae. Gene Ontology annotation, cellular component: endoplasmic reticulum membrane. Gene Ontology annotation, molecular function: alpha-1,6-mannosyltransferase activity. The transcript is spliced from 10 exons. The record is from RefSeq and is a predicted model, not a curated record.